UGCUUUUAUUAACGCGCUCUAGAAAGAAAAAAUCUGGAAGAAAAAAUCACUUAUAAAUUUAUUUAAUGUAGUGAAUCAAUUCCCAUGGAAUUGAGAGUCUGCAAGUCUGCAAAUAUUCAUUUGAAUUUAUUUUUUUCCCAUUAUCAAUUUGACAAUUGAAAAAAUCAUAUUCAAUUCAGCGAAGAACUGAGUCUGGAUGAGAAUGGACGGGGUCCUUUGGAGUCCUGGGGCCAAUGCCAUUUUUUUUUCUGGAGGAAUCCCUGAGUAUUUCUGCGUAAUCGGCUGAUGAGUCCAAAAGCAAGAUGCCAAUCUCACCCACCAGCAAUGCUCGACAGCUAGCGAGAUGUCACGAGCGGAAAGCAGAAACGUCGAGGGGGACAGAAGUUAUCACCCCAGAUCGUGUAGGACAAACAGCGUGGCACUUCCGGCCAGCGAUAACUUCCUGCCGUCAACCGGAACGAGACGACAGCCGCCGUUACCACGACGUCAUUCCGAGACCCCGACGGUGACGAUUACCAGGACUCCACCACCGCUGCCAGCAAGAAGGCAACAUGAGCGUCCAAUUUUCAUAACGACCAGUGGAAGAUCGGGUGAGCGGAAGAACAGUCUCGAUGGUCUCGUUAAAUCCGAGUCAAUUACAGCGUGGAGAAGGGCCAGUGAAGAUAGCGAUGGUAAACUCAUUGAUCUGGAGACAUCGAGACUGCAGAAUGGUUUUGAAUCCCUCUCUAAGCCUCAAAGUGCUGAGCAUGAGCAUGGAUACACCACUCGAAAGUUUGAUGACGAUCGUGUUGAGAACUUUGAUGCCAGUCACGGUGGGGCCUUCAAGUCUAGCUUUGAAGAGCUUCAAAAAACAGUUCGAGAUCUUGAGAAGAGGCUGCAUGAGGGUAUUGUCAGGAGUGUCGAUCACAGCUGCUGUGAAGUUGCUAAUCAACGGAGGAGCAGAGAUUAUUUCAAUAAGAAUUCAAGACUGCAGCGUACGAAGUUUGAAAGCGAUACCGAGGAUCGCCAUGAGGCAGAGAAGAGAUCCAAGCUUGAGGCAUUGCAGGCGACAUCGAGAAAUCUUGAGAAAUGUUUGCAGAGUGAGCAGCAGCCAACAAAAGUCAAGUACAAUGUGGAUAUGGAGCGUGCUAGGAAUAUUUUGCAGAAUAAUUUGAGGAAAGAAAGAGGAGUUGAGAGAUUGGAAAAACUUCCCAAAGCAACCCAAACUAAUCUACCACCACCUUUGAGCGCUAUUUGUCAGAGUCCCGUCCAGAAUAAACCGGCGAGUGUUAGACAGGACAGCAAUGUAUCAUCUGAUAGCUUUAGUCAGACUAGUUCACCAAGCUACACCAGCAAAACCAUGGAAGCACCACUUUUACCACACAAGCAUAUCAAUGGAAGAGUUCCAGGAAGAGCUUUGAUUCCGGAGUCUGAAAAUCCACCAGGCAGUCCAAUCACAAAAUCAAUGAGUACCCCAGCGAGCUUGCAGACAAUCGUCAGGUUUCACAGUGGCAGCAACAUGUCGUUACAUCACAGAAUUAUUCGUGACAUUAGGAGACCGAGCAGUCACUACGUUACCAGAGGUAGAAUAAAAUUCCGACAUGCUCAAGUUUUUGUGAAUGCUGUUGCCCUCCUAGCAAUUGCGGGAGGUUUCUUGGCUUAUUUCAAAUCCUAUCCUGAAGGAAGUGUGCGAUUCGAGAAUCGAACUGUUCUGAAAACCGGCAUUCAGUCAUCAUCGAGACCAUUAUCUUCACUGGCUGAACAGAAAAAUCCAGCGCCGGGUAUAUGUCUACCAGUUAUCGUCACUUUUUGCAUGAAUCGCAAGGUGCCGUACAAUUUCACGGUAUUCCCCAAUUACAUGGGAAACUUUGGUCAGCGCGAUGCACAGCAUGAACUGGAGAAUUAUGAAGCAGUUGUUGACGUCAGGUGUUACGAACUCGCGGCCUUGUUUCUGUGCAAUGUCUUCGUACCAAAAUGUGGAUCCCGCGGUCAAGUGGUUAGACCCUGCAGAAGUUUGUGCAAUGAAAUGACGAGAAGAUGUGGUUUCUUUCUCAACGUAUUCGGUCUCAAGAUGCCUGACUACCUGGACUGUGACUAUUUUCCGGAGAACGCAAGUCCAGAUAUUUGCGUAGGCCAUCACGAGGUGAAGGAGGCAGCACUGCGAGCUGAAAAACCAGUUUGCACCAGUGGAUUUCAAUGCGACAGUACCAGAUGUAUUCCAGUUGACUGGAAAUGCGACGGGCACGUGGAUUGCGCCGAUCAGACUGACGAGAUUGACUGCGGGGAGUGCGCAUCACCACCGGUGCAGUACUCUGUCAACAGUAAGAGUAAGAAUCAGGGAAUAAGAGAUGUCAUUGCCAAGCCGACGCUGCACUGCGGUGAACGUAGAUGCAUGUCACCAACUCAUGUCUGUGAUGGAGUGCUUGAUUGUCCUUGGGGCCAGGAUGAGAGAAAUUGCUUGAGACUCAGUGAGAGGAAUGGAGACAUCGGCAAGGGUCGUCUUCAGGUAUAUCACGCGGAAAAUCAAAGCUUCAUCCCAGCCUGCAUCACUCACUGGGAGUCCACAUCGGCUCAGGCUAUCUGUCGUCUUCUCGGUUACAAUGUCGUCAAUUCCUCCAUGUUCUCGAUGAAGAGCAACAAUAUGACAGUGAGUGAGCCACAAAUAGAUACGUCCCAGCGUUGGAGACUUGCCCAAAAGGGCCAAGGCAAUCUCCUGAAGGACCUGCAGACCUGCACGGAUCACAGCGAUUAUCGAACAGUGGAGCUGACCUGCUCUGAAUACGCUUGCGGUCGACGUCGGAAUAAUUUCGGAAAUGCCAAGCCACAACGUCGGAUAGUUGGAGGAGUGGAAUCGAGUCCUGGUGAUUGGCCGUUCCUUGCAGCUCUCCUUGGAGGACCUGAGGAGAUCUUCUACUGCGCUGGUGUUCUCAUUUCAGAUCAGUGGGUUCUUACAGCUGCACAUUGCGUUGGAAAUUUUAGUCAUUCAGAUCUCUCAGGUUGGACCAUUCAGCUUGGGAUAACGAGACGAUACGCUCACACUUAUCUCGGCGAGAAAAGGAAAGUAAAGAGGGUUGUACCUCAUCCAAAUUACAAUCUCGGUGUUGCUCAUGAUAAUGAUGUGGCACUUUUUCAACUGGAAGAGCGUGUCAAUUUUCAUGAUCAUCUGAGGCCAGUCUGUCUUCCAGAACCCGAUACAGAAUUGACUCCUGGCACUGUUUGCACUGUUAUUGGGUGGGGAAAGAAGGAGGACACUGACUCGUCUCAGUACGAGCCAGCAGUCAACGAAGUUAAAGUGCCCGUAUUGGAGAGGGAGCUUUGUAACCAGUGGCUGGAACACAAAGAGCUCAAUGUCACGGAUGGAAUGAUCUGCGCUGGCUAUCCCGAGGGUAAAAAAGACGCCUGUCAAGGCGAUUCUGGUGGUCCAUUGUUGUGUCAAGAUGAAAAUGAUAAGGAGCGUUGGUUCGUGGGUGGAAUCGUCAGCUGGGGAAUAAAGUGCGCCCAUCCAAAAUUACCUGGUGUUUACGCUUACGUUCCAAAGUAUGUACCCUGGAUUCUCAAGGAGAUGGCCAAGUAUUCGGAGAGGGAGAAAGGCUAACACAGAAAGGUCGUUAAGAGGCUCGGUAAGAAGAGAUUGAAGGAUGACAAAAGGUUGAGACGUGGUUGAUGGAUAUCAUUCAGCGAAUCGACAAGCUACUUGAAGGUACGGCGAACAUCCUCUGCAACAGCCCAUUUUUACUCGGGUAUGACAAGUUGAUACUGCCGUCUAUUUGGAUCCUCAAUAUCUUUUCCAAAUCCCGAAUUUUCUUAAUGACAAUUAGGAUGAAAAAUUUAUAAUGUCACGAUGGAUUUUUUACAGUCGAAAAAUAGAACGAGAUGAAUUUUACUUUUUUUUUUAUUCUAUUGAUUCAUAUAUUUGAUACAAUUGGGCGAACGCUGUUUUGCGUCACGGCUCUGGAAUGACAAUGAAAUACUUGGAAACAUAUAGUAAGAUAUACAAGAGAACACUAGGAUUACUCGCGUACACGUGGCGCAAUUAUUUCAAUAAAAUAUAUAGCAAAGUUCAGAUAUAUAGCGAGUACAAAGGAUUAACAAAUGUUUUGAUGAAAGCUAUCACGCAAAAUUACGAAAUUUUGGUAUUAUAUUGGAGAUCGGAUUAAGUGAUGUGUUAAUUCGUUUCUAUAACAUUUUCUACUUCUUGAGAGUGAUUUUUUUUUUCUUGCCCAUGCAGUUGAAACGAUUCCAGACAGAAUAAUGAGACUUGAGAAAUUCAAUCAGAGAUAAUACUUUUUACGAUGAGAUUUAAAUAAAAAAAAACGUAUUUUCACACUUUUUCGAAUCGUUUCUACUGUGUCCACCAUAGGUACUUUAUUGUACUGAAAAAAAUACUGGCGUGUAUUGCGUCAGAUCUAAGAGUAGAAUAGUUAUCCAUGUAAUCAGCGUGACAAGGAAAUGUAGAGGGAGUGGAAACUAAUGGCUCUGGAAAAUGAAACCGUAAAUUCAGGCAUAGCUUUCGGGAACGAAGUGGUGUGUAAAUUUAAAAUGGUAUUACGUGAGCUUUACAUGGCAUAUAUAUAAUUCGAAGUACUAUGUGCAUUAAAUAUAUAUUGAGAAAAGUACGAUAAUUGUAUCUUAUCUCGUUGCUCACGCUUACACCAGCUUUCAGCGUAGAAAUUAGGAUUAGAUUAAUGACGAUAUUAAUCGGGUAGAGUAGAUGAUAAAAAUGUUGACUGAAUUCUAGGGAUAAUAUAUUGCACCAGCACUUUUUUGAUUCGCACUCGAAAAGAAAUGUACUUUGUACGGAUAUAUUGUUUUGUAAUGGAUAGAAGCCUUACUAAUUAGCUUAGGCUUUUCCUAAGCGAAUGAGAAAUCUAUGGUAUUGUUGGUAUAUAUUUCAUGAGAAUUUUCUCCCUUCGAUCUUUUGAUUUUUUUUUCUUGCUCAUUGACUUCCUCAGGGAGGAAAAUGUAUUUCUUGUUCUGGCAGCGAUAUUAAUUUUUAUUCGACAAUAAUCGAGGAAACAGGACAAUAAUUGUCUUCCUUAGUAUCCAGACAACAAUUAGUAAUAAUUGAGGGAUAAUUAAUAAUCACCGACAAUACUGUGUGAGGAGACAAUAAAUAAUUUUAGGAAAAUGUUCCACCAUGGACAAUAAAAAUAAUUUUAAGAAAUACAUAAAUGGAUAUUAGGUAAGACUAGGAUAAAUUUAAUAAGCUAUAGCAAUAAAAUUAUAUAUAAUUAUAAGAUGAUAAAUGAUUUGUAAAUUGCGUUUACCUCGUAAAAUUGUUGAAGAAUAGCCCAUGAAAUUCAUAAAAAUGCAAUCAAACCCUAGUUUGUUUAAUCUGAUAUUACUAGUGGAAUCAAUGUAAAAAAUCUCAUAAAUUAGAAUUCAAUUCAACAAAAUUUGAUUAAUUAAAAUCAUGCGAUGAGUGAUAUAAAUUGACUUUAUGCAUAUAUGUAUAAGAGCUGUACAUUAUUUUUGACAGAUGUCAAUUUUGGUGCUUGUCAAUAAUGUUGAAUCCAGAUAAAUUUGAAGA
Messenger RNA from Fopius arisanus, 5509 nucleotides. Its product is annotated as corin serine peptidase. Gene Ontology annotation, cellular component: membrane. The coding region runs from base 344 to 3574 and encodes 1076 amino acids. Lineage: Eukaryota; Metazoa; Arthropoda; Insecta; Hymenoptera; Braconidae. The transcript is spliced from 18 exons. Gene Ontology annotation, biological process: proteolysis; acrosome reaction. The record is from RefSeq and is a predicted model, not a curated record. Gene Ontology annotation, molecular function: serine-type endopeptidase activity; protein binding.